AUGUCUCGCGGUGCACAGACGAAAGACGAGCCCAUCGACGUGGGGCCGCGCAGCAGUCUGCCCAGCGACGGCAGGGCCGCCGACACAGGCCCUCUGGAGCCGGCGCAGAAGAAAAGAAGGGUCAAGAAGUUCAGGGCGACCCACAAGCGCGACGACUCUGCUCCUUCUGACGUGCGCACGGCGUCGCCGUCGCCAGCGGCCCAGAGCCUCGUCGGCCUGAACCAGGAGCAGAAGGACGAGAUCAUCCGGCAGAAGUACAACGAGCAGACGCACCACGCGCGCAAAAGCCGCCGCACAGAGUCCAAGAUCUACAAGCUGCGCUCGUUCAACAACUGCAUCAAAUACAUCCUGAUCUACAAGUACGCGCGGCCGGGGGGCAACGUGCUGGACCUGGGGUGCGGCAAGGGCGGCGACAUGGCGAAAUGGGAGGCUGUGCAGACAAGGUCGUACGUCGGCAUCGAUCUGUCGGACCUUUCGAUCAAGGAGGCCGUCACGCGCUACAAGCGCUCGCGUUUCCACUUCCAGGCGGUCUUCGCCACGGGAGACGCGUUCAACGUGCCCGUGCCGCAGAUCCUGAAGGACUUCCGCGACCAGGUGGACCUCCAGUUCGACACCGUGUCGAUGCAGUUCUGCAUGCACUACGCUUUCGACUCGGAGCUGACCGUGCGCAACAUGCUGCAGAACGUGGCCCGGUCGCUCAAGGUGGGCGGCAUGUUCAUUGGGACGAUCCCGUCGUCCGACUUCAUCCGCUGGAAAGUCAACAAGCUGGGGCCUGGCGAGCGCAAAUGGGGCAACUCGAUCUACUCGGUCGAGUUCCCGUCGGAGCCGCCCAAGGACGCCAAGUUUGCGAAUCCGUUCGGCAACGUGUACAACUACUAUCUCGUCGACGCCGUCGACAACGUGCCGGAGUACGUCGUGCCGUUCGAGACGUUCCGUGCGCUGUGCGAGUCGUACAACCUGGAGCUGCGGUACAAAAAGAACUUCUUCGAGCUCUUCAACAAGGAGAUCCCCAACUACUUCAGGCAGCUGCCGACGCCCGUCGUGGAGUCGCUGCGGCGCGAGGACGGCUCGUACGGCGUCAGCGGCGAGGACAGGGACGCGUGCUCGUUCUACCUCGCGUUUGCGUUCGAAAAAGUCGGCGCAUAG
This is a messenger RNA of Ogataea haglerorum, 1146 nucleotides long. RefSeq lists its product as uncharacterized. Gene Ontology annotation, cellular component: nucleus. The transcript has a single exon. Gene Ontology annotation, biological process: 7-methylguanosine mRNA capping. Gene Ontology annotation, molecular function: mRNA 5'-cap (guanine-N7-)-methyltransferase activity. Bases 1 to 1146 code for a protein of 381 amino acids. The record is from RefSeq and is a predicted model, not a curated record. Lineage: Eukaryota; Fungi; Ascomycota; Pichiomycetes; Pichiales; Pichiaceae.